GGGUACCCCCUUCAUAACAACUACAGUAGAAGUGGAUAGAAUUAUAUAGAGACCACCUUCUUCUUCACAAACUGAUCAAAGAUCCAUAAACUCCCUAGCUCUCUCUAUCUCUCACACACAGUGCAGGUUGGUUUGAUGAAAAUGGGAAGGCCACCAUGCAGCGAGAAAAAAGGGGUCAAGAAAGGACCCUGGACUCCAGAGGAGGACAUAAUCUUGGUGUCUUACAUCCAAGAACACGGCCCUGGAAACUGGAGGGCUGUUCCUACCAACACUGGUCUGCUUAGAUGCAGCAAGAGUUGUAGGCUCAGGUGGACUAAUUAUCUCAGGCCGGGGAUUAAACGGGGUAGCUUUAGUGAUCAGGAGGAGAAGAUGAUCAUCCACCUCCAAGCUCUUCUUGGCAAUAGGUGGGCUGCCAUAGCUUCCUACCUCCCACAGAGAACAGACAAUGAUAUAAAGAACUACUGGAACACUCAUCUCAAAAAGAAGCUUUCCAAGAGCGAAGGGCACGGUGUUGGUCAUGACGACAAUGAGCAUGAUCUUAACGGAGUCAGUUCUGAUUCUUCUUCGUCAGGAGCACCAAAAGGCCAGUGGGAGAGAGCUCUCCAAACCGAUAUUCAUAUGGCUAAAGCAGCUCUUUGUGAAGCUUUGUGCUUAGACAAGUCUCCAAUCACUACCACCACUUUGGCCUCCCAGGCACCAAACUUUACCCGAGCAUCACCGGUCCAAUCAUCACCCACAUAUGCUUCCAGCGCUGAUAACAUAGCUCGUUUGCUCCAGAACUGGACACGGAAAUCUCCUAAUUCUUGGUCACCAGAAAUCACCACUUGUCAUGACCAAUACAACUCGAACUCAUUCAACAAUUAUCAUCAAGUUGGAAGCACUAGUACCGGUUCACCUAGCAGUGGUUUCGGAUCAUUGUACAACAACUUUAAUUAUUCGAUGAAUAAUUCCUCUUCAACAGAUGUAUCCAUGGACGAUGCAGCCAAUUUCACGACGCAAAGUAAGCAUGACAAGGGGAAGUUAAUGUUGCAGGAUUACGAUGUCACGAAGCCAAUUGUCAAAAAUAACAGCUCUCACUAUGAUCAUCAGCAAGUGCAUGAGCAUGAGGAAUUGCCUCCUUUGACUUUGCUGGAGAAAUGGCUCUUUGAUGAUGUUACCAUGGCUGCUCCACCGCAAGAUGACUUAAUGAUGAACAUGUUUUAGGGAGAUCAAAAAUCGCCAUGUUUUAAUUAUUUGUAGCCGGAGAUUAACAGGAUGAAGAACUAUGGGAGGAUCAGACAAAAUUAAGUGUACAUUAAACUGUUAUAAUUAUGUUACUUCUAGCUAGCUUAUCAAAUAUCUUAAGCAUAUAUAUGUACUGGAGUAUACAGAUAUAUUAGUUCUGUUUUGAGUGUAUCAACUCUCUAGAAUUUGAUUUAACAUGAGAAAUAAAGAAUAUAAUCUGUAAUUUCUUGA
Messenger RNA from Daucus carota subsp. sativus, 1455 nucleotides. Its product is annotated as myb-related protein 306. Gene Ontology annotation, biological process: response to auxin. The transcript is spliced from 3 exons. NCBI's taxonomy places the organism in Eukaryota, Viridiplantae, Streptophyta, Magnoliopsida, Apiales, Apiaceae. The record is from RefSeq and is a predicted model, not a curated record. The coding region runs from base 136 to 1203 and encodes 355 amino acids.